AUGUAAUUAAAGCAAUUAAAUUAACUCUUGUAGAUUUAAAAAAACUAAGUUAGAAUUGAUGAGAAAUAUGUCAAUGAAUAUAAGAAUCCUUAUUUUAUUGAAGAGCAGAAAGAAUUCUCUUUAGACUAGGAGCAAAACAAAAUUGAAAAGGAAAAGCCCAAGUCUUGGCUAGGGAGAUUCAAAUCUAAGGCUAGAUUUUUCCGUUACCCCUCUCAUCCUCCUGAAUAAGCUACAUUAUAAUAGUUAGCAUCUAAAGAUAUUUAACCUAGCGAUUCUGUUUAAAGUAGAGGUAUGAUAAACAGAUUAUCAUAAAUGGGUAAAAAUCUUUGGUAUGGUGCAUCAAAACUAUCCUAUGAGGAGUAUAGUGAUUAAGAGGAGUUGCAUCAGUACUACUAAGACAAUGAUGAUGAUAUUGAUUAGUUAAAAGUAAAAGAUUACAUAACAAUUUCAAAAGAUAAAAUAAUCAAGACAGAGGCUUAUUAUUUCACUAAGCUGACUUAAGUCAAGGGGUAUCUAACCAUCAAUCACUCAUUUAUGCAGUUUGAUCCUAUAGAAUCUGAUGAAAACGAUAUUGAUAUUAGUGACAUAGAGCUGCUUAAACUCGUUAAUGAAAAGGUGCUUCACAUUAAUAACGAGUAUAUUCAGUCUGCCUAUCAAUAUGAAUAUCUUCUUCAAUUUAACUUGACAACAUUAAAUGGUAUGACCCUUAGAGAAACAAAAGCAGUCUUGCACAAGAAAGGCUUCAGAAGGGAAAUUCAGCCAAUGGCAAAUAUAUUUAUUAAGAUAGUUAAUGAUAAAGUCAGAUCUGUUAAUUAUUUGUAGCUUUUGAAUAAAAACUCUCCAGGCAUUUAACUUAUAAAAUUCAUCCCCAACAAAAGUGAACCAUCUGAAUUUUUAACUGAUUAAUAAAUAAGUAACUUGAUUGAAGAAUUGCCAUCAAUGAUACAGGGAAAUGAUUGGACAUUGGUAUACUCUCUCAACAGAGAUGGAGUGUCCUAAAAAACAUUCCUUGAAAAAUCAAAGAAAUGGAAGCAUACCAUAUUAGUGAUACAAGAUACUAAUGACUGGGCAUUUGGAGCAUAUUGUACAGAGAAUUGGCAUGAAGCAACUAAGUUCUACGGCACAGGGGAGAAUUUUCUAUUCACCUUUAAAAAAUCAAACAAGCCAAUCGUUUACAGAUGGUCAGGCUAAGAUGAUUAAUUGUAAUGGGCAAGUGAUGAUGUGAUUGGCAUUGGAGGUGGUGUUCACGGCAGAUUUGGGAUAUUUUUACAAGAUAACUUUCUUAAAGGUAGUAGCUAGGUAACAACUACUUUUGAAAAUGAAAUCUUAUCAGAGAAAGAGGACUUUAUUUGUACAAAUCUUGAAUUAUGGGGACUUGAAUGA
Stylonychia lemnae is the source of this 1383-nucleotide messenger RNA. The record is from the annotation of a GenBank genome assembly. Lineage: Eukaryota; Ciliophora; Spirotrichea; Sporadotrichida; Oxytrichidae.